Messenger RNA from Arabidopsis lyrata subsp. lyrata, 1476 nucleotides. RefSeq names its product proline-rich protein 3. The coding region runs from base 91 to 1212 and encodes 373 amino acids. The transcript has 2 exons. Lineage: Eukaryota; Viridiplantae; Streptophyta; Magnoliopsida; Brassicales; Brassicaceae. The record is from RefSeq and is a predicted model, not a curated record.
GUCCCACUUGGUGAAAUAGUUUUCCUCAUUCAAAUACAAAUAACACAAAACGAAAUAGCUCAAGGCAAAAGACAAGACAAGAGCUCUUCAAUGGCGAUCACACGCGCCUCCUUGGCCAUUUGCCUCAUCCUCUCUUUGGUUACCAUAGCCACAGCCGAUUACUACUCUCCCUCAUCUCCUCCGGUUUACAAAUCACCGGAACACAAACCCACGCUUCCGUCUCCGGUUUACACCCCACCCGCCUACAACCCAACUCUUCCACCUCCGGUUUACACUCCCCCGGUUCACAAGCCCACACUCCCACCUCCGGUUUACACACCACCAGCUUACAAGCCCACCCUCCCACCUCCGGUUUACACUCCACCGGUUUACAAGCCUACCCUCCCUCCUCCAGUAUACUACACCUCACCGGUUUACAAGCAUACACCCUCACCUCCGGUUUACACUAAGCCAACUAUCCCACCUCCGGUUUACACCCCUCCGGUAUACAAGCAUACCCCCUCACCUCCGGUUUACACUAAGCCAACUAUCCCACCUCCGGUUUACACCCCACCGGUUUACAAGCCAACUCUCUCACCUCCGGUUUACACUAAGCCAACUAUCCCACCUCCGGUUUACACUCCACCGGUUUACAAGCCAACUCUCUCACCUCCGGUUUACACUAAGCCAACUAUCCCACCUCCGGUUUACACUCCACCGGUUUACAAGCCUACUCUCUCACCUCCGGUCUACAAAAAGUCUCCAAGCUAUUCGUCUCCUCCUCCUCCAUAUGUACCAGAACCAACCUACACUCCACCCACCAAGCCAUACGUCCCAGAGAUUCUUAAGGCUGUUGAUGGCAUCAUUCUAUGCAAAAACGGCUACGAAACCUACCCUAUUCUAGGAGCAAAGGUAGAGAUUGUGUGCUCUUAUCCAGCAUCAUACGGGAAAAGCAAGAACGAGGUUGUGAUCUACAGUGAUCCAACUGACUCUAAGGGAUACUUCCACGUGUCUUUGACCAAUAUCAAGGAUCUAGCUUACUGUCGUGUCAAGCUUUACUUCUCUCCGGUCGAGACUUGCAAGAACCCGACCAAUGUUAACAAGGGUCUCACAGGAGUUCCCUUGUCGUUGUACGCAUACCGUUUCUACUCUGACAAGAACUUGAAGCUCUUUAGCGUCGGACCUUUCUACUACACCGGUCCCAAGGCUGCCCCCGCCACUCCCAAAUACUGAUCGUGAUGAUCACAUUAUGAUGAUGAUGAUGAUUUUGCAUGCAUUACAUAAGAGGUCGCUUUAAUCAAUUUAUUAUUUGGAAAAUUUUCCGUUGAAAAUGUUCUUUUGUUUGUUUGUUCCGAUUUCAUUUGAUUCGUUGCAUUACCAAUGCAAUCUAUCCUUUUGGUUAUGCUUUUCAUUUCAUGUAAUAAAAUUGUAAGAGUAAAAUCUUUGUUUGGUUUAUGCGACUACUUAUAUAUGAGAAAAUUAAUUUAAUGAGUGUUA